Messenger RNA from Myzus persicae (green peach aphid), 1469 nucleotides. It is a transcript of the gene Dnali1, whose product is annotated as 33 kDa inner dynein arm light chain, axonemal. Lineage: Eukaryota; Metazoa; Arthropoda; Insecta; Hemiptera; Aphididae. The record is from RefSeq and is a predicted model, not a curated record. The coding region runs from base 341 to 1066 and encodes 241 amino acids. The transcript has 3 exons. Gene Ontology annotation, molecular function: dynein heavy chain binding. Gene Ontology annotation, cellular component: axoneme; filopodium.
UUAGAGAAAAAUUUGUUUUUAUUUAAAAAAAUAACAUAAGAAUUUUGUUAUUGUAACAGGAUACUAUUAAAUGGCAUGUAAAUCUAUUUCAAAAUAUUAUGAUUAUUAGUUUAUAAUAAAAGUUUACAUAAUAUCAUAGACCACAGUUUAUAAUUCACAGAUAAAUAUUCUAACUUAUUGAUGCUUAUAUUAUAUGUUAAUCAAUAACUUUACCAUGGAAACUGAAAUAACGUACUUAUAUACUUCUCUUAUUCUUUUUUCUUACUCAACUUUUCUUUUAAUUUAAUAUUUUUUAACUUAAAUCAAUUUUAUAUGGAUUUUUAUAAAUAAAUCUACAAUAAUGGGAGAAAAAAUAGUACCACUGGAGAUGAAUUUAGUGCGCUACAGUAAUCCAGUAGCAGUCACAGAACGCGAAGAAAAGUUGACAAAUAAGAAACUUGAUGGAAAAGAUGGUCUAAUAUCAAAUGAAAAAAUUAAAGAAUGUGAUGAAAUUUUAAAUUGUAUUCUGCCACCAAGAGAAUGGGAAGAAAAUGGAAAACAGUGGAGACAAAAAGUUUCAAAUCAACCAGCAACUAGAAUGGAUGUAAUCAAGUUGACAGAAAUGUUAGAUAUGAGUUUGCAACAUUUACAGGCACGAGAAACGGGUAUUUGUCCAAUUAGAAGAGCUCUCUAUUCUCAGUGUUUUGAUGAAAUAAUCCGCCAGGUCACUAUCAAUUGUGCAGAACGAGGACUUUUGUUACUGAAAGUCCGUGAUGAACUUAAAAUGACAAUGGAUGCUUACCGGUCAUUAUAUGAGAGUAGUAUCGCAUUUGGUAUAAGGAAGUCAUUGUCUGCAGAACAUAAUAAGCUAGACAUGCAAGACCGAUUAACUGAAUUGGAAGUUGAAAAACAAAAAAUCAAGGAUGACUUAGCAACAGCAAUUGCAAAAUAUGAAAUGGCUCAAAGACAAGGAACUGAACAACGUAUUGCUGAACAACAAAGGCACAACGAAGAGAUCAAUUUUUUGAAAAGAUCCAACCAACAGUUAAAAGCUCAGCUUGAAGGAAUUAUAGCACCAAAAAAAUAGGUUUGAGAAAAUGAGCCAAUUGGCAACAUAAACAAAAUAUGUGUACUUUUUAAGAUUUUUAUUUUUGUACAAAGGCGUAUGAUUAUGUAGCUAUUAUUGUAACUGUUCAAAAUUCCUCAAAUAUGGUUAGGUUAGGCAUUUUUGGCAGUGAGCUAUAUUUUAUUUUACACACCUAAGAAGUUUUGUACAUAUUAAAAUAAAGAUAUAUAUCAAAUAUAAAAUUACAGUUUGUAUAUUAUAUGAUUUACUAAUUUUAUAAUUAGUUAAAGGUUGUUUAUGGAUCACAUAAGGUCAUGUGUUGAAUAAGUAUCAAAUGAAUAAAUAUUUUGAAUUACCUAAAUUAGUUAAUAAGAAGGGGAGUGACAUAACUGAAAUUUUAAAAAGCUAUAUCUAAUAAAAUAAU